AGUGCUCAGUGAGAGGUUGUGUUACUUAAUACACCCAUGUAAAAUAAAUUUAUAUUCAACAGCAACUGUGCAACUAGCGAGAAAAAAAGCCGAGAACAGUAACUGUACAUCUUCCGAAGAAAGUGUUUCUCGUGGGAAAGGAAAAAGAAGAAAAAGGAAAAAAGUCCUCAUAAGCGAUGACGAAUCCUCUGAGAAUUGCGAAUCAGACCGUUAUGAACGUCCACCUCCAUUCAUAUCAAAGGAAAAUAUAAAUAAACAUCAGAACAUUGCAACACUUAGUGCAUCGCAUGAUAAGGUAAAGGACAACGUUCCUCUUUCUUCAUCAACAACAAAUAUAAGUGAUGGACAAGUUUUAUAUAUAGACCUACCAAGGAAAGAAAAUAAUAAGAACAUUUGGAACACCUCAGUAAGCGAAAAUAAUAUUAGAAUCGAGUCUAAUUCGAUGCAUGUACAAUCAGCAUUUCAAACAGAAAUACCUGUUUUUCAUACAGAAGUUGCAUCUUCAAAUGAAACACCAGUCACUAGUGUUACUUCAGAUUUGUACAGUCAAAAACAACAAAAAAUUUUAGAACAAUGUACAUUAAUAAAAAUGUACGUAAGAAGUAUUGAUAGCCGAUUGAAACGUAUAGAGGAUGGAAGAGUAAAAAAUAAUAAUAAUGUCUACGAAGAAGUGCAAAUAAUACAAAACAUAUUUCCUUUAAAGACAACUGAUGAAAUUACUCAUUUUGAUCUGAGCUUAGAUAAUAAAAACGUUACAAACACAUUUAAGCUGCCGGCAUUUCAUUCAGAGAUCGAGAAUUUAGGGAAAUACUACAACAUGUUGCUCGGUUUGACUUAG
This is a messenger RNA of Odontomachus brunneus, 838 nucleotides long. RefSeq lists its product as uncharacterized. The coding region runs from base 443 to 838 and encodes 131 amino acids. The record is from RefSeq and is a predicted model, not a curated record. Lineage: Eukaryota; Metazoa; Arthropoda; Insecta; Hymenoptera; Formicidae. The transcript is spliced from 5 exons.